Molecule: messenger RNA, 1335 nt
Organism: Lizanozyma spartinae
Lineage: Eukaryota; Fungi; Ascomycota; Pichiomycetes; Serinales; Debaryomycetaceae
Exons: 2
Coding region: 1-1335 (444 amino acids)
Source: RefSeq, a predicted model, not a curated record
AUGAACGCUAAGAUACGGGGAUUGCUAGCAUUUGCUAAGACACGUGUAGGAAGACCGGCAUUUAAAGCCUUCUUGAUCGCGUACCUCUAUGUAACAGUUCCAAGAGUAUUGGGGUUGGUAUUAAAAGGCAUGAAGAGAAAGAAGUACAAGGAGAUGGCAGAACGAGUUCUACAAGCACUUAUCAAGGCAUGUGAUCCCCGGAAAUUCCCCAUGUUUUCUGCUUAUCUUAUAGCUGGGAUUAAUGCUCUUGAGAUCCCAAUGUAUCGUAUGGUUAAGAGUUAUUUGCCCCUUAAGAGACCCAUUAGAAGGCUUUUUUUGGCAACAUUUCUUGCAUCCUUUAUCACAUCAAUGGUGGCAUUCCCUUCUUAUCAAUUGCACGUGACUGAGAAGAGUAGAUACUAUUCCUUGGAUUUAACUCUUUUAGUACUUAGUAGAGCCUUGGAUACAGUGCUUUCAUCUUAUUUCAAUAAGAUUCUUCCAGCUAGCAUAAGGUCGUUCGGAGAUCCAGCGUUAUUUAUUGGGUCAUGCUCAUUAAUAAUGUUCGCAUGGUUUUAUAAUCCUGACGCCCUUCCUCCUGCUUAUAGCUCAUGGAUCACAUCUGCUGCUAAUAUGGACCCAGAAAUGAAGAUUGCUCUUAGAUAUCUUAGAGAGGGGAAAUUAAAAUAUGGUGAAGAUUUGCCUGCUGGAGCAUUUCUUAAAGAGUAUGCUAUUAAAUAUGGGAGAGACCCUAAGCUAGGAGAUUUUCUGCAAACGCAACCAUUAGAUUGUGAAAUGGUUCAUUCCUUCAAGACAAAAAGUUGUGAAUUGAAUGCUUUAUGGAGAUUUGUAAGAGGAUUCGAGUUCGCAUUCAAGAUAUAUGGACCAAUUAAAUUCAUUGGUUUAUUCUUCCCCAGUAAGAAUAAGCUCAAAUUCCGAUUGAUUCGUGCUCUUAUAUCAGCUAUAAGGUCUUCAUGCUUCCUUGGAUCAUUUAUUGGAUUAUUCUGGUAUGCUGUCUGUCUUGUACGUACAAGAUUAGGACCCAAACUAUUUCCAAGAAUUCCCAGAACUCGUUAUGAUACUACUCUUUGCACAUUAGGUGGUUGUGUUGCUUGUGGAUUCAGUAGUUUUGUUGAGACUAAGUCAAGAAGGAAGGAACUUGCGUUAUUUGUGGCACCCAGAGCUUUGGGAACCAUUGUUCCAACUGAAAACUCCAAGUUUUACUUACAAAUAGAAGCCAUUGUGUUUGCUAUGAGUUUUUCAGUAUUAGUUGCUUAUUCCAAGUUUGCGCCUAAAAAGAUUAGAGGUAUUUUUGGACUUGGGUUCAAACAAAUAUUUAAUGCUGAUUACUAUAAAUAA